GAAAACCGAGUCUGAGCAAGUUCGCGCGAAUUGACGAGGAAAACAGAGAAAGGAAGAUGGAGAAGCAGAACGAAGAAGAAGAAGAGCAAAAGAAGAAGAAGAAGAGUUCGGUGGUGAUAAGAAUACCUUCUUAUCCGGAAGUGGUUGAAAGUUCGCAGGCGAAAUCCACUCCUUCGUCUCUCUUCGUUCCCUCCCAAACCUUUUCCGAAGCUUUCGCCUUCGUCAAAUCCUCCGACUUCUACUCUCCUCCUCCGAAAUCGAGGGAAACUGGUCAAUCGGACGCUCCAUCUUCAACAUCGACACCAUCUCCCGCUACUGCUGAAGCUUCGUCAACAAUACCUUCCUCUCAAAAUCGCAAUUCAAUUCUUGUCAGCCACAGACAGUGUAUUAUUUUGCAGAAGGGAAAUCCCUUGCUAAAACACAUUAGGAACGUUAGAUGGGCAUUUGCUGAUGUUGUUUGUGACUACAUGCUUGGCCAAAGCUCCUGUGCUCUCUAUCUCAGUCUUCGGUAUCAUCUUCUGCAUCCAGACUACUUGUACUAUAGAAUAAGGGAGUUGCAGAAGAAUUUCAAGCUUCGUGUGGUUUUAUGCCAUGUUGAUGUGGAAGAUGUAAUAAAGCCUCUUCUUGAAGUUACAAAAACAGCUAUGCUUCAUGACUGUACACUCCUUUGUGGAUGGAGCCUGGAGGAAUGUGGCCGUUACUUGGAGACCAUAAAAGUCUAUGAAAACAAGCCUGCAGACAUUAUUCAAGGCCAAAUGGAUACAGAUUAUCUAUCACGGCUUACUCAUUCCCUUACAACUGUCCGACAUGUUAACAAGACUGAUGUAGUCACCCUUGGUACCACAUUUGGGUCUCUUUCUAACAUUAUGGGUGCAUCUAUGGAAGAUCUUGCUCGUUGCCCUGGCAUAGGAGAGCGCAAGGUCAAGCGCUUGUUUGACACUUUUCAUGAACCCUUCAAGCGUGUGGAAUCCAGCCGGCAAGCCAUUCCAGAGACUUCUGUCCAGAACAAGCCAGCUAGUCCAGAGUCAUCGAUCAGGAACAAAGCUGAAUCUUCCUCCUUGAUUGAAGACAAGCAAGAGGAUACAGAAGAUGUGAGCAAACGUAGGAAGAAAGAACCCGAAGUUACUGUCAAAUCUGCCCUUUCUGCAGCUUUUGCCAAAUAUUCUGGUAGAGUUGGGAAGAGGAAAAGCACUUCACAAGUGGAGGAAAAAGAAGAAUCAAUUAUUUCCAAAGAAUCAGAAGCUGAAACAUAAAAUUACCAUGAAGUUUUUCACUGGUUCAAUAAUUUACCCUUAAACAAUAUAACCUCAUGAGAUUAUUUAAUCUCUAUGCUUGUAAAGCCAUGGAACUCUAUUGGGAGUGUAAACGGGAAACAUCUGUAACAAAUGAAGAGGUAGUUAGGAGGCUUUAAUCAAAUGGGAAAGGAAGAGAAAGGAGAGGGGUGGGGUCAUGUGGGUAAUUGGGUAUAACAACAAAUUGAUGGAAGAUUAGAUUUUCGGUUGUUGAGAAUUGAGAUAAGUUGGGAGGGAGAGUUAGGACCUUUGCAAUUCUUGAUUUGAGUGAUAUUCUCAUCUUUGUACAUUCUGUCUACCUCGUUUUCUUGAUUCUGAAACCUCAUUGCGAUUUUUUGUUUAAUGUUUCUAUUAGUUCUAGCCUA
Glycine soja is the source of this 1657-nucleotide messenger RNA. Its product is annotated as DNA excision repair protein ERCC-1. The coding region runs from base 57 to 1253 and encodes 398 amino acids. Gene Ontology annotation, cellular component: nucleus; ERCC4-ERCC1 complex; nucleotide-excision repair factor 1 complex. The transcript is spliced from 9 exons. Lineage: Eukaryota; Viridiplantae; Streptophyta; Magnoliopsida; Fabales; Fabaceae. Gene Ontology annotation, biological process: nucleotide-excision repair; mitotic recombination; meiotic mismatch repair. Gene Ontology annotation, molecular function: damaged DNA binding; single-stranded DNA binding. The record is from RefSeq and is a predicted model, not a curated record.